This is a messenger RNA of Parathielavia appendiculata, 2300 nucleotides long. RefSeq lists its product as uncharacterized. NCBI's taxonomy places the organism in Eukaryota, Fungi, Ascomycota, Sordariomycetes, Sordariales, Chaetomiaceae. The record is from RefSeq and is a predicted model, not a curated record. The transcript has a single exon. Bases 277 to 2217 code for a protein of 646 amino acids.
CUGACAUCCCAUCAACCUAUACACCUCCGAUUCUUCAAUCCCCGCGAAACAUUCCACAACCAUUUCACAACCAUUCAUGCUGGACGUGCCCCAGCAAGCACUUCCUGAACGGUACGAUUCACGGGCACUAAGUGUGCUCCACAUCUCCAAACAAUCAACGUCAACGAUCUCAGCAAACGGCGCUGGCGCCCUGCUGAUGCAGUCGUCCAAGAACCACCAUCGACUGCUCGUAUGGAACGACCUGAUCAAUCUGCCUGACCAAUCACCGCGGUAUAAAUGCUUGAGCUCCCAAUGCCUGCCAUGACGAAGCUACCCUCCGACUCCUUCUGGCCGAAGGUCGUCCCCGACAAGGACAUGGGAAUUCCCCUUCCCAAACUCACCAGCGACUCGUCAUCCUCCCUCAUCUCUCCCUUGACUCUCCCUCGGGGAGUUGCUGGAUACUUCGACCAAGUGGCGGCCCAGGGCACCAUACAAGGCCUUCCUGUCGUCUACCCUUCGUUUGAUUGCACAGCGCUCCAUAAACCUCGUUCAAGUCGAGUCUACUCACCGCUAUCACCCGGUGUUAGAGGACCGACUGCAAACAAUGGCUCAUUUCUCUCACCCUACCUUCUGCCCACAACAAAGCAACGGCAAUUCCACGUCGACCAACACCGGUCGAGUAGCCUGCCCCCGCAGGCUCGAAAAAGCAUCACAUCUCCGAGCGCAGCAGAGCAUAAGCUGGGGUUCUCAUCGCAGGAGUUUGCGGUCGGCGCCGCCGGUAACGGUCUGAGCCCUGGGGUCAAUGGGGGAAUCCCGCCCAUGAGUUUAGCUUCGGCGAGCCAUCCGCGGUCCAUCUCAGCCGAUGCGAUAAGCGCGCCUCCGCAUGCGCAGAUGAUUCAGCGGCUCAUCCAACAAAAUUCUAGGAUGCGGGAGGCAUGGGAGGCGGAGCGCAAGUAUCUGGAGGCGAACCGGGAACGGGCCGAAGAGGUGUAUAAGGAAGAGCGCGCCCUCAUGGAGGAAGAGCGCGCGGAAUGGGAGGCAGAGAAGGCGGCGCUGUUGCAGGAGAUCGAGAGGCUUCGGCAUGUGUUGGCCGCGAGAGGAGGCACGCACUCUUUUCCGAGGACCUCUUUGACUGACAUGGGCGGACGGGGAGGCACUCGGGGUGCGUCGGGAGCCAGCACCAACGGCUCAUUGUCCUUGCACAUGAGUCCACAACAGCCGAGGAAAAACGGGGAUCCGUUCUCUCUGAAUGGGCACGUUCCUUUGCCUCCCAUGACUUCACUGGGUGCGCUGGAGCUUGCCUCACCGAGGUCGCCAAACGGACCCAGCGUUUCGUCGCCCGACUUUCUCAAAUCAGGCGAGAAGGCCACGGCUGAGACCGGCCCUAUUCCGAUUGUUGAUGUCAAAGAGAUUCACCCGGAGCUGGAGGGUAUCCCAAUAAAGGCUACCAGCGUGAAGAAGGCUACCUUCAAAGAUCAUGGGUCCCAAAAUGGGUCCAACUCGUCCAGUCGGUCUGGCUCCCCUCCCGCGAGCUCCGACCAGGCCAGAAGCCCCCGGGAUAAGAAGGAGCAGACCCUGCAAGUCCUGGCAGCGGAUGAAGCGUACCGUCUCACAAUGCAUGCUGGCCACACGCCAAGUCAUUCUCUCUCCUCUCUGGCUACCGUCGCCUCUUCAGGGACGGCCACCGCGACGAGCAAUGGCGGCGACAGCACUCCAACCAUACCGCACGAAGACGGCGCGUCAAGCCGGGGCAUUGGCAUGGCGGGCGAGGAGCACAGCCCUUCAGGAUCAAAGCACGCCACAGAGCUUUUCCCGGGCGUGUCGGACAGACACGGCAAUUUACUCGUCGACCACCAACCGGAGCCCAUCCUGGAGCCCAGCGAAGACCGCGAAUUGAAGGGCCCGCUGAUGGUGCGGAACAUGCCGGCACACGACGAAAUCUUUUUCCAGAAGCUCUCGGACAAGCUGGAGGAGGUCUGCAAGGACGACAAGGCCGCCUUGCCCGCUGUGUUGCAAGCCGAGAGCGCGGUCGAGGACUCGGGCGAGUCCUGUCUGAAGUCCGAGAGCGAGGAAAAGCUCGGCCCCCAUCGGGAGACGGCCGCUUCGGAUGAGUCCGGCUCUGCGGGCAGCAAGGGCAGCAAGGGCAGCCCGAACAGCGGCGACGAAGAGGACUUCGACGUCCCGUUAAAGUUCAAAAAGCGUAUGAACUUUGGCGCCCCCUUUGGCGAGAUCCGGUAGCCACGGCUCUGCGCAAGAUGUACAGCGGUCAGAACAUGUGUAUGUUUCUAAUAAUUCGAGCUUGCCGCUUGCUUGUUCCUUUU